Neocloeon triangulifer is the source of this 1864-nucleotide messenger RNA. RefSeq lists its product as uncharacterized. Gene Ontology annotation, cellular component: SAGA complex; transcription factor TFIID complex; SLIK (SAGA-like) complex. Gene Ontology annotation, molecular function: transcription coactivator activity; RNA polymerase II general transcription initiation factor activity; protein heterodimerization activity. Gene Ontology annotation, biological process: RNA polymerase II preinitiation complex assembly; transcription initiation at RNA polymerase II promoter. The transcript has 8 exons. The record is from RefSeq and is a predicted model, not a curated record. Bases 142 to 1692 code for a protein of 516 amino acids. NCBI's taxonomy places the organism in Eukaryota, Metazoa, Arthropoda, Insecta, Ephemeroptera, Baetidae.
CACCGCCAAAAAGAUCCUUGGCAGAAAGCAUGCGCAGUCGGAUCGAAGUGGGAGGACUGGGAGGCACCAGAGGAGAGGGACUGUUUAUUUUUCGGCGAGGAUGGGAAAGAUGCACGCUUCAAAACUGUAGUGACCUACAGGAUGCGCAGCUUCGUGAUGGAUGACACGAAAUCUGAUUUGGACCAGCUAGAAGUGCAGAAUGACUUCUCAAAUGUGCCAAAUUUUUCAGCCCCAUUCGAAGAUUUAAUCAGCGAACGAGUUUCGGUCGCCGUUUCGUCUGCAAUCAUUGGAGACGCGACCUACAGAGUCAAAGAGCUUAUUCAGCAAUGUUCACAGUGGAUAGCACAGAAGAACAGCUCAAAGCUGACUGUCGAAGAUGUCAAUCAAGUUUUGGAGAGGAUGAAUUAUCCUGUUAUCUUCGGUCACAAUGAAAGCGUUACGGAGUUUUGGAAUAUUGGUGGAGUGCUUGUUGAAAAUGACCCUGAUGUUGACCUCUGCAGUGCUGUCCUAAAUGAUGUAAACACUUUCCAACUCUCUGGAGGGCUUUUCAUUAAAAAUGAGCUUAUCAUGGGCAGAGGAGAGGAUGGAAAUGUUGGACAUUUGCCAGAGACGCUCACUCGAUGCUAUGACAGCAUCAGAGCCAUUCUUUGUGGCUGCAAUGAGCAGCAUUUCAGGUCCUUGGCGCUUUCCUUGCGCUCAAACUCUCUACUAGGCCCAAUUUUACCUUAUGUCGUUGAUGACAUAGCGGAGCAGAUCAAACUGGCCAAUGGCAGAGAAGCAAAGCUCUACUGCUUAUUUGACGUUGUCAAUGCUCUGAUCAGCAACCAGUUCGUUGACCUUAGCAAAUCAGUCAGUAUCAACAAGCUGAUGGCCAGCCUGCUGUCAGUGGCCUUCUCGCCAAACCAAGGCAAAGACGACGACCUGCGGCGCAAGUCUGCGGAAAUGCUGGGUCGGUCCAUGCUUCGUUGGCCAAACAUCCUGCUCGUUCGAGAAGUGCUGCACAAAUUGAAUAAAUGUCUGCAGGACAGUUUGCUGCCUCUUCAAGUGCAAAGAGGAGCUCUGCACAUAUUGGCCACAAUGGGUAACGCCUCUUUGGCCUUGGUGCUGUGGCCCCUUCUGCUGAACAGACCCACCUACGGCGUCUUCCUAGAUGCCAUCAGGAGCAAAACUGAGCUCUCUGCAGACUAUGCUGCCAUUCAGGACACCCUUCUUGUCUGCUCUCUUGCCCUUCAGGGUUUCACUGUUGGAGUGGACAUUCCAAUCAAGAAUGUUGCUUCGGUAGCUUCAGCAGGGUGUCCUGACGCGAUUUACCACCUCUUCUGUGAUCUGAUGGGUGACGACGUCAUGUGUUGUCGUUGGCCAGUGCCCAAGAGAGCUCCGAAAUUACUGGGUGUCAAAGUGCAGGCUCAGAAAAAUGUUUCCUUGGCUAUGCGAGCGACGCCGUCCAGAGCCAGAAAGCGUCAACAGAUGGUUGCACAGAAGGCUCCGAGACAGCACAAGCAGAAAUACAUGGGCAAGGUGAUCUUCAAAGUGGCCAGGCUGACGGACGUUCGAAGGCAAAGACUCCAACAGAAAGCUUUUAGUUCUGUGCAAAGCACUCGCAAUUCAGGGAUGGGGGUGCGACUGAAGAAGAGGGGAAAGAAGAAGAGUGCUGCUGUGAAAGUUUCCUGUAAUCUACACUCUGUCAUUUAAAAAUAUUUGCAAAAAUAAACUUUUUCUGAAAGAAAAUCCCUCUUCUGUGGCAUUUUGUAUAGUAUUAUUUAUUGUGGGAUCAGAAUUUCAUUAUGUUCAAUAUAAAAAGAGUUAGACUGAUGUCUGCAUGGGAUAACAAAUACAAUAAAGGUCAUAAUGGGUUUGGAGAGUA